UGCAUCUAUCUCCUGAAGCCAAAUGGAGUACAGAUCUGAGCUGCCUGUAAGCUGGAUCAUCACUCGUAGCUGAUUUUUUUUUUAAACCCUGUCUUUCUCCGUCUUUUGUGUUUUUGUUACGUUAUCACGAAUGCUCUGAAAGCAUCAUCCAAACUCUCUUUGAUAGAGGAUCCUAAGUGCUUGAUUUUCCUAUGCUACGGAGAGAGCAAGAGAAAGAAAGAGUGGAAAAACUACAAAAAUAAAUUGAGCGCAUUGGAUAAUGCCAGCGCAGAAGAUGGAGUGGGAACUGUUAGUAUUAGUUGCAUGUGAAGUCAGUGAAGAGAUAUUCACAAACCAAGAGGUUCAGGACCGAUUCGAAGCCCUUUUCCGCUUCUAUGAUGAACAUGCCACAUUCCAAUUAUUCCAGAGCUUUCAGAGAGUGCAGAUAAACUUCAGCAACCGCGAGGCAGCUGCACAAGCACGAAUAGAACUACAUGAAUCGGACUUCAAUGGCACCAAGCUGAAACUUUAUUUUGCACAGGUCCAGAGCACCCAAGAUCAGGCCAAGAAUGCGUACCUGGCCCCGCCUCCACCUGUGAAACAGUUCCUCAUCUCCCCUCCAGCCUCUCCGCCAGUGGGGUGGCAUCCAAUUGAAGAUGCGACUCCAACCAUUAACUACGACCUGCUGCGCGCAAUUGCUACACUCGGGCCAGGUGAAAAGUACGAGGUCCACGCCGGGACAGAGUGCACUCCGAGUGUUGUCGUCCAUAUCUGUGAGAGUGAAAACGAAGAGGAAGGUGCAGUUAAGCCGCCAAAACAGAAAAUAGUUCAGACCAGGCGACCAGAUAGUGUCCCAGCAGGGAAGAAAUGAAAGCCCUGACUGCCCGUCGCCUGUGACCAGAUCAUUUGCUGCAGCAACAACUUCAUCAGCUGUCUCUUGUUUUCUUGAGGACUGUUUUUAAAAAAAAUAGUUGAAACUUGGGUGACUGCCUGAUUAAAGAACAUCAGUAAGGACUCCUUCAUUUGUGGUGUUGAAGCUUUAUUUCAUUUCCAUGCAGAAUAUUGAAGCUUCAUCAGUAUAAGUUGGCUGAUAGAGGAAUGAAAAUGGUGUGUACAUUGCUCCCCCCUCCUUCAAAAAGCUUCAAAUCCAUAAUGCUGUUUAUUCAGCUUCAGUGCUUAAACAGAGCUGAACUUCAGUACUUCCCAGAUGUGGGGUAUGUAAAUAUUGCUAUUGUCUCCUACUGAAGUAUUGUUAUCACUGUUCUUGUAUGUGCAUGUGUGAUUUUGUAUGUUAUUUUGAACAAAUAUUGACCACAUAAAAGGGAAGUAAAUACUCUGCCAUCUGUGUUCUUCUAAAACUUCUUGCUAAUUACAUCGUGAGUGAUUGGGAUGACAGAUACGAGGCAUUCUUCUUCGCCCACAUCUUCCCCUGCUGUGUCUCCCCCAUUCUCUCUGCUCUCCUCGCCCACUCCACAACACUGCAGAGGUGAAAUAUAUAAUAUUGCUUGCUUUUGAAGUGGAGAAGUUAUAAACUUUGUGCCGUUUGUGUUUGCAUGUCUUCUGUCUUUGUCCUCUCUAAGGUCAGUUUACUGACUGAAGCAAAAACCAAAAAAAAAGGUACGGGAAAGGCAUGUCUGUGAGCACUUCAAACUUUAUUUACAAGUUGAACCUACACAACGUUUCUCUGUUAAAAAGAUAAUUGUAAUUCCUAUCCAUGCAAAAUCAUAGCAAUUUAACAUGAAUGACUUUGACGAGAGGUGGCAUGCUGAAACGUGUCCUACCAAUUUUUACAAUUGUCAAAGGUAACUCAAGUGUUGCCCGAGAAAUUACAAGUUCACAUUAAAUUUUCAGAGCUAACGAACAGAUUUUGUUGAUAAUGAAUUACUUGCCACAAUGUCACUUACUUUAAUAAUAAAUAAACUUAGAGAAGAAUAUGUUCAAAUUUCAAAAAGUUCGAAGUAAAUUUAUUACCAAAACACGUACAGUAUGUGCUGACUGGUGGUGUAGUGGCAUCCGCACCGGACUUUGAAGGGAGUGGUCCCGGGUUCGAAUCCAGCCGGCUCCUUGCAUGCUUACCAUCCGUGCUGGGUUGAACAUCGAGCUAGCAACACAGCCUCGUAAAAAAAGCACAGCUAAAGGAAGAGCAAUAUUGACACCCGAUGUGCCACAAGCCGUGGAGAGGAACUAACUAAUAUACAUUAUAUGUCACCAUAUACAACCCUGAGAUUUGUUUUCUAGUGAACAUUCACAGAGAGCUUGGCCUGGGUGGUAGGGUCCUUGAUGGAUGCUGCUUUCCUGCAACAGAUUUGCUGUUGAGUAACUUCUAGUAAAAAAAACAUAGACAUUAUUGCAUUAGAGACAAUGAACUGUUCCAAAAAUUGCAACUAAAUAACAUACAUAACAGUACAGAACUUAAUGCUGAAAUUUACUAAAUUUAUGUAAUUUGAACAUUAAGGAAAUGAAUUAAUUUCUCAAAAAUGAUCAAGAGUUACGUUUACACUGCACUUUGAAUAUUUAUUAAUUUAGUUCUGAUAGUGUCUCUAUGUUUUUUUCUGAAUGAUUAAGUUAACUGCUUAUUAAUUAACCAUGCUUUCCAGUUGGGUUAUUCCUAUAACAGAUUUAUGCCUUAGAAAUAAUUGCAAAAGAUUUGUAAACCUUGAUUCUAAGUAUGUUUAGACACGACAUCAUAUUCCAAACCAAGAUUUCUGUCGAUAAUGAGCUAACCUUUAAAUACAGAGUCUUAAAUCAAAGUUCAAAGUAAAUUUUGUUAUCAGAGUACAUAUAUGUCACGACAUACUACCCUGAGAUUCAUUUUCCUGUGGGCAUACUCAGCAAAUUUAUAGACCCUGCAACUAUAACAGGAUCAAUGAAAGAUCAACCAGAGUGCAGAAUAUGACAAUCUGUGCAAAAGCAAAUAUAAAUAAAUAGCAAUAAGUAACAAGGACAUGAAAUUAUCAGGUAAAGAGCCCUUAAAGUGAGAUCAUUGGUUGUGGGUACAUCUCAAUGGAUGGCAAGUGAGUGUAGUUAUCCCCUUUUGUUCAAGAGCCUGAUGGUUGAGGGGUAGUAACUGUUCUUGAACCUGGUGGUGUGAGGCCUGAGCCUCUUGUACCUUCUACCUGAUAGCAACAGUGAGAAAGGCUCGUGGCCACUACUGUCAGUAGAAGGUACAAGAACGUCACCUCUGACCUUUAAAUUAUUAUCAAGGUUUGAGGUUUUAACAAACACAUUAAAUGAGUAAUUCUUUUGAUGGCCAGAUUGCACAAGGCAAUGCAACCAUAAAUUUCAUUCCCUUUAUGCGGAGUCGAAUUUGUUUGUCACAAUUCCUGUAUUAUUCCACAGUAAGACUACUAUUUGCACUAAGCAGAAGAAGAAAGCACCACAUUCUCCUACAUUCCUAUAUCUUGGGGAAAACUUACAUUGCAUUCCUAUCCAAACUGAUUUAAUCAUCAAGAAAAUUGGCAGAGCCUGAUCAGAUGCCUACAUGUAAAGGGGCCUUCAUUGCAAAGCAAGCUGUGAUAAUCUGAUUUGCUAAUAUUCAGCAAAUCUACAGAACAGGAUCUCUAAACAAGAUCAAUGAACAACGAACUGUGCAAAUGCAAAUAUAAAUAAAUAGCAACAAAUAACAAGAUGAUAGAGUCCUUAAAAUGAGAUCAUUGGUUGUCGGAACACCAGAAAUAGAUUUUGAGUGUAGUUAUCCUUUUUUGUUGAACAGCCUGAUGGUUGAGGGGUAAUAACAGUUCUUCAACCUGGUGGUGCGAGUCCUGAGGAGUUUGUACCUUCUACCUGAUGGCAGCAGCGAGAAAAGAGCAUGGCCUGGGUGGUGAGGAUCUUUGAUGAUGGAUGCUGCUUUUCUACGGCAACGUUUCAUGUAGAUGUGCCCAAAAGUUAGGAGGGGUCUUACCUGUGAAGUGCUGGACUGUAUCUACUAGUUUUUGUAGGAUUUUCCACUCAAAGGCAUUGGUGUUCCCAUACGGGGCUGUAAUGCAGCCAGUCAAUACACUUUCCACCCCUCACCUAUAGAAGUUUGCCAAAGUUUUCGAUGACAUGCCAAACCUCUGCAAACUCCUAAGGAAGUAGAGGUGCUGUCGUGCUUUCUUUGCAAAAAUAGUAAUUGGAAGAAAUCAAUAGUAAUAGUAAUUGGGAGAAAAAUUAACACGAGCUAAUAAAUGUCAAUUGAAUAUUAGUGUAUUUUGUCUUUCUCGGUUGCUUCUUGCAGAAAAAUGUGUUUGUCAAAAACAUUUGAAUCAGUACAUUCCACUACCUUAACUUGCCUCAUGGUACAUGACAGAGAUGACAAUGCUACAAUAAUGUAACAGUUCCUUUAUCAUAAAGCAACAUAAAGAAAUAAAAGUUUUAAUCAAUUUAACCCCACUCUUCCAAAGAGUCCCAAGAAUGACAGACUACUCAGCAAAACUAAGAGUGCCACAGAGCACAACAUAAGGAAUACUCCUGCUGAGCACAAUGAUACAGAAUCAGGGACACAUAAAGAUUAUCGUUCUAAUAUUCCUGCGUUUUAUCUGCUUUUGCUUGUACAAGCAACAGUAACCAACCGAUAUAUCACAAUAAAACUACCUCAGAUAUAAUCUUCUUGUUGCUAGGUCCCCUAGGCUUUCAGGUGCCUAUUAUAGCCAUUUACUGAUUUCUAAAGUAGGAGAGUUCAGAUAUUUUUCUUUUAAACUGCUGUGGUCCAGUUUGUCUUCAGUCACGCAAAUUUCCAACUGAUAGCAGAAAGGAGGAGAAUAUGUUAUUCUUUAAGUUUGGGGCAAUACUACUAGACAGAGGAUUUUUUAGAAUGGGAAUUGUCAAAAUCAUCAGGCAACAAUUUAGGGAUACAUUGGAAUCCAUGAUUUUUCUUAAGUAGCCAUUCUGUGCAAAAUGCAGCAAUAGACGUUUCAUAAACAGGAGAAAAUCUGCCGAUGCUGGAGAUCCAAAGCAACACACACAAAAUGCUGGAGGAACU
Molecule: messenger RNA, 4939 nt
Organism: Mobula hypostoma (lesser devil ray)
Lineage: Eukaryota; Metazoa; Chordata; Chondrichthyes; Myliobatiformes; Myliobatidae
Product: calcipressin-2-like
Exons: 4
Coding region: 260-850 (196 amino acids)
Biological process (GO): calcium-mediated signaling
Cellular component (GO): cytoplasm; nucleus
Molecular function (GO): nucleic acid binding; calcium-dependent protein serine/threonine phosphatase regulator activity
Source: RefSeq, a predicted model, not a curated record